Xylaria bambusicola is the source of this 907-nucleotide messenger RNA. RefSeq lists its product as uncharacterized. Bases 169 to 798 code for a protein of 209 amino acids. The record is from RefSeq and is a predicted model, not a curated record. NCBI's taxonomy places the organism in Eukaryota, Fungi, Ascomycota, Sordariomycetes, Xylariales, Xylariaceae. The transcript has 2 exons.
UAUAUGAGAGUUCUGUGGCUGUUUAUUUAAACAUCUUGGUUCCCUUACUCCGUCCAUCCCAUAUCAGCAUCACCCUCAUCAUCACCACACUUGUAAAACACAAACUGAUAGCUCUGCAUUCUCAGUCGAUUCAUUAUCUCAGAAACAUCUUAACAAAACCGCUUCAAGAUGCAAUUGGAAAAGACUCUAGUUUUUCUCAGUCUCGCCACCUACGGCGCCGCCGAGAACGACGUCGAUGCGUCCGAUGUCCCGAGCGAGUGUCUCCCAGCGUGUCAGUUCACCAUCGACCUCAGCGCGCGCUGUGACCGCGAGACAGACGACGAUGACACAUACACUCCCUGUGUGUGCAAUGCUCCGGAUUCGAGAAGGCGCCUGACCGAGUGUGCCAGCUGCAUCAGGGACUACGACUCUGAUUCUGAUUCUGACAACGACGUAGCUGACCUCAUGGACGACUGUGGUUGGAAUUUUGAUGACGCCGAUGGCCCUUAUCCCACGGGGUCAACCACGACCGUCACCAGCCCGUCGUCCACGAGCUCUGACACGGCCACCGUUACGGUGACCCAGACGCCAAGUGGAACAACUCGAGGCGUGAGCUCGACUCCGGCCACCGUGAUCGAGACUUCCGGCAUCACGACUGAAACUCGAAGUCAGACUCCUUCCGAUACGACCACAGUCCUUGUUGAGCCUAGCACCACACCUACCGUUGUGCCCGACAACAUGGCCGGCGCGUUAAAUGCCAAGGCUGCUGUCGGCCCCCUUGUCGCCGGGUUGCUCGUGGGCCUUCCCGUUCUCCUCUAAUUUGAACUGCGCGUGAACUGCCUGACCAUACAUUCCUUUGGCCAUGUUCAAAUUUGGCAUUGAAUAGGCAUUUUUGAAGGCGAUUCAUUCCAUUUUUACUUUGCGGAAG